Molecule: messenger RNA, 3441 nt
Organism: Daktulosphaira vitifoliae (grape phylloxera)
Lineage: Eukaryota; Metazoa; Arthropoda; Insecta; Hemiptera; Phylloxeridae
Product: fibroblast growth factor receptor 4-like
Exons: 6
Coding region: 343-2868 (841 amino acids)
Biological process (GO): positive regulation of kinase activity; protein phosphorylation; multicellular organism development
Cellular component (GO): signaling receptor complex
Molecular function (GO): transmembrane receptor protein tyrosine kinase activity; ATP binding
Source: RefSeq, a predicted model, not a curated record
AAAGAUUUCAGUAAAACGCACGCUGACGAUGAGUGUAGUUCGUUAGUACGUUAUAAUCGCGAUCAUUAUUAUCUUUUUAAAAUCGUGUCAAAAUAUUAAAAGAAGUUUCAAUUUCUCGCGACCAGUGUACGUUAUAGAAAUUUUGAUGUUAAAAAUGGGUUAGGUAUUCUUAUAUACUGUCAUGAUAUGAGUGUGUGUGCGUUAAAAUUUUUCGUACAAAUAUGUCGUCUAUCUGUAGUGUUGUACAUUUUUCGAAUUAAGUUAUAUAUUAAUAUAAGUCGUUAAAAGUUCUUGAAGUUGCCCGGAGUAUGGAUACGAAGGAAUAUAAAAAACAAUCAUAAGAUGCAUUGCUCGUGCAUCACCUGGUGUAAAGCCUUUCUUUUAUUAUUCGUGCUUGCAUCAUCAGCCGCACAACUCGUUAAAGAUGAGUGGAUGGUCAUAUUGCCAUCUGGCAUACCGAUCGGUGGAGUCCGAAAUUUAGCUGACCACCGCCGACAGAGAAAUGCAAUUCGAAUUGCUCAAAGAAGGACAACAAUACCAACUAAUCAACAGCCAAGGCCUUCUACAUUAGAUGUACCGGAAGAAAUGGAAUCGGGCAGACUUCAUACAAAAAAGAAAACAAAAUACAAGCGUAUGUGGGAUGAUGAGAUGGAGGUUCAAGCGUCCGAAGUUCAAAAUAUUACCACCAAAAGACCGGAUCGGAUUAAAACUCGAAGACGCCUUGUACCAGCUUCUAGUACAGUUAGAGCUAUACAAACAGUUAUUGUACAAGAAGAUCCAUAUUUCGAUUUUGGUAAAAAAAUUAGGCACACUUCAUCUACGACGGUAUUGAAUGUUGUUGAUUUACAAACAAGAACAUCAAUGAAGUCUCCUGUUAUACUGUCUACGACUGAAGAUGACCGCUUUACUAAAGCUGAAACGGAAACUAACAAAGAAAAGACAACCGAAAGAAUUAGUGGUGUGUCUUUUCAUAAUAGAACUCAGCAAAUUCGUAAUUCUAAUAAUACUACUUUGAGACGACCCGAAACCCAAACAGUGGAUUGUGCAUAUCAAAGGUAUACAAGAAGGAAUAAAUAUCGAUCACAAAGAGAUAUAAGAUGUAUGACGGAAUUAGACUCAAGAGCUACUAGAAUAUUGUCAACUGUCGUCACUUCAGUUUCUGUAAAAGGGAAGAAUGAUACAAACGAUGAGCUUUCUGAGAGUUCGUCUACUGAUUCUGCUACACCCUCUUCUCUAACUAGUACUGAAACCCCUGGGUAUCCAAAAUAUCUUAGGAAUCGUUAUGGGAAUAUUUCCUUACCUGAAUAUCUGGAAAUUACUAAAAUCAACCAGAGGCGGUUGAAUGCCACAUCUAUUACUUCAUCACCUAAAGUAACCUUCACUGAAAGGACAUCGUCAAUCAACGCAUCAUCAUACGCUCCUUUACAAAAUUCGGAACGUACUGGGCCUACUGAACUUCCAACGACUAAUGAACCAACUAGUGAAAGUUCGUCGCCACCAUCCGAUUUACAAGAUUAUAUUUAUUUGGUAAAUGGCACUUCAGAGUCAUUACCUGAUAUUACCACAAAGAAUGCAGCCAUAGAAGCAAAGCAAAGGAGGCCAAUAAAAAAUAACACUCGACUCUUGACGGAACACGAGGUCGGAGUGAUUUAUCCCGAAGGACUGACCAUGUCGGCGUAUCUAUUGACGUUCUUGGCCAUUGUUCCAUUAAUAUUAGUGAUAGCAUUUGCAUUAAAACUAGUGAUACAAAGAAAGAAGAAAAAAGUAUUUGACAGUUCAGAGUAUUCGUCAGAGUAUAAUCGUAGUCCUUUAGACUUCAAUACUAUCACUUCAUCGCCUUUAACUACUAAACUUCCUCGAGUCCCUCAACAUAUUGUUUGGGAUACAGAAAAGAUGAGCAAUAUUGUACCGUUACCGAAUAAUAGCAGAUGGGAAUUUCCGCGCGAGAAAUUGCGUUUGCAAACUAUCCUAGGCCAAGGAAAUUUUGGUCAAGUUUGGAAAGCCGAAGCUGAUGAUAUUAGUGGUCAUGAAGGUCUCACCAGACUAGUGGCAGUGAAAAUGGUCAAAGAAGAUGCGGCUACCAGGGAACGAGAAGAUCUGAUCAGAGAAUUGAGCAUAAUGCAACAUCUAGGAUCCCAUCCUAAUGUAGUUACACUAUUGGGAUGCUGUACUGAGAAAGAACCGUAUUUGCUGAUCAUGGAAUACGUAAUGUACGGCAAACUAUUGGCAUUCCUCAGAGACCGACGAACACGAUCACAUUACUUUAAUUUUAGCGAUUCGACCGCUUCAUUAACGUCUAGAGACCUAACUAUGUUCGCUUAUUGUGUAGCGAGAGGAAUGGACUUCUUAGGAUCAAAAAAAAUAGUUCAUAGAGAUUUAGCAGCGAGAAAUAUUCUGGUCGAUCACAAUAAACUAUGUAAAAUCGCUGAUUUUGGCAUGUCACGAAAUGUCCGCGACACUAAUCAGAUUUACGAACAAAGACACACCAAGGGUGCACUGCCCAUACGGUGGAUGGCACCGGAAUCAUUGCAUUACAGCAUAUUUACUUACAAGACUGACGUAUGGAGCUUUGGCGUACUCAUGUGGGAAAUCGUGACGCUAGGUUCAACUCCUUACUGUACCAUGGGUGCUCGUGAAGUAAUGCGUCGGGUACGCGAAGGUUAUAGAUUGGAAAAGCCAGCACAUUGUCGGUCGGAACUUUUCCGUGUGAUUACAAAGUGUUGGAUAGCCGACCCAGCCAAGAGACCUACAUUUGCUGAGCUUAAACAAGAAUUGGCCGCACUACUUGAAAAUCCUGAAUUCGAAGGAAGCUACGUGGAUUUAGAGAGUUUAGUGGAUGAAUCGGAUAAUAAUAAAAAUAAACAUUAGAAUGUAUAAAAUAUUAAUACUAUUAUUUUAAUCAGACCAAGUUAGAGAUCAUUAAUGGACUAUCAUAUUCUAUGUAAAUCCUACUUUUAGCAAACAAUACUUAAACCCACCUAUUAUCAUUGAUUUUGCGAUAUUUUAUUUUUAGAUGCGUUUAUUAAAAUUUAUAUUCUAUUAAAAAAUACACAUAAAAUGAUGCGAAAUUUUUCGUUCUAAGCCUUAUUGUUAUAAAUACUAAUUUAAUAAUGGUUAAAUUUAUUUUUCGUUUAGAAAUUUUAUAUUUUUAUAAUUACCGUAAUUACAUUACCAAACAUUUUUUUGCAAUUUAUUUAAUUGUGUUAUAAUAAGAAUUAAUACUUUUAUAAUUGAAAAAUGUAGGUGAUAAUUCGUUUCUAGGGCUUAUUGUGUCAACAAUUAAAAUAUUGGUCGUUAUAGACAACUUAUUGUGAUUUGUGUAAAAUAUUUGUAAAAUAAUUAUAUUUUCUAUAAUUUAUAUAUAGUGAUAAUGUAGAAAAAUAAUUGUACCUAAGACUCGUUGUAAAACAACAACAUAAUAAAAUUAAACUUUUUUUUUUA